GGCGUUUUUGAGGGCCUGCUAGACACGUUCAAGACCGACAACAACAAUGCGCGCCCGAGAGUUCCACAGUACGGACGACCAACCAACAGGCGUGGAGAGAUCACCAAGAACGACCCUUACAAGCUGCUUCAACAGAACUUCCAGGACGUUAGAAAAAGUGCAUCUAACAACGCCGAAAGUCUGGCUGCCGCGAAUGAGAUUGUUGAAUACGAGAGACAAAUGACGCGCAAAUGGAAGGAUGGAGAUGUCUACGCACCUCACGACCUGAGCGGCGUCGAGAUGAGCAAAUGGAGCAAGGGUCAGCCAAAGGGCAGGCCAAAGAAGGACGUCUUUGAUAUGCUGAAGAUCAACCCUCUGAACCACUACUGGAAUUUCUCCAUGAUGUCUGAGUUUAUGACCGAGAUGGGCAGGAUCAAGCAUUCCAAGGACACAGGAUUGAGACCGGUGAACCAAAGGAAGGUGGCCAAAGCCGUCAGAAGAGCAAUUGGCCUUGGUCUGAUGCCUAGUGUGCACAGGCAUCCUGAGAUCUUGCAACCAAGAGGAUCUCUUGGUCGAUAGAGGGUGAUCCAAUCUUUGUACAAGUACAUAUAUAACUUUACACUUCAUUUCAUCGAGUGAUAAAAAACAAGGUCACAUUAUCGAUAUACAAAACAUCACCAAGGAGCACGAUUGUAAUGAAGACAGGAUUGCCAGGAAUAUACAAUAAUCUAUACAACUGAAUAGAUCAGGCAUUCUCUGUUCCUAUUUGAAAAGAGAG
Molecule: messenger RNA, 757 nt
Organism: Aureobasidium pullulans EXF-150
Lineage: Eukaryota; Fungi; Ascomycota; Dothideomycetes; Dothideales; Saccotheciaceae
Product: ribosomal protein S18
Exons: 3
Coding region: 220-558 (112 amino acids)
Biological process (GO): mitochondrial translation
Cellular component (GO): mitochondrial small ribosomal subunit; ribosome
Molecular function (GO): small ribosomal subunit rRNA binding; structural constituent of ribosome
Source: RefSeq, a predicted model, not a curated record